Molecule: messenger RNA, 1117 nt
Organism: Theileria parva strain Muguga
Lineage: Eukaryota; Apicomplexa; Aconoidasida; Piroplasmida; Theileriidae
Exons: 1
Coding region: 186-1103 (305 amino acids)
Source: RefSeq, a predicted model, not a curated record
UCUUAUGUUGUUAAUUUUUUUAAACUGAUAAUUUAGUCUUAAUUUAUAUUAGUUGUGGGUUAUUUAGAGUUAUUUUUAAAAUUUAUAAAGCCGACAAUAUAAAAAAUUUUAUAAAAUAUGUAUUAUAAAAAUGGUAGUAAAAUAUCGUAAAUUUAAAUAGAUAAUAAUAAUUUUAACAAAUUAAUAUGAAGGGGAAUGACACUUCAGCUUGUUUCUUAUUUGACGCCCCUAAUUCUGAAUGUGUAUAUUAUACAGUGAAAUUGAUUAACAGUAUUUUAAACUGUUGUUGCUACAAAAGUAACAAGAAGCUACUACUGAUUUACAAAAGGCGUUGUUUUAUCGAAGAAUACGACGUUCUCGAAAUGUUAUUGAAACCACCAAUAAAAUCAUGUGAAUUUAUGAAUUUACAUCAGGAAUGUAAAGAUUUUACUGAUACUGACAAAUUAAUUGAUGAUUUUUUCAAACAAUCUUUUAACUCUAAAUUUUCUAAAACCGUAACUACCCCUGAAACCUCUCCCAUACAUAACACUUCACCUCGUUUUAACACUCAUUCCAAAACUCUUAAUACACAUUCCACUCCCACCGUGCACCUCCCAAAAAAUACUCUAAAAACUAGUAAAAAAGAUAGUAAGGUUAAUACUGACAAUAAUUCUGAGGAGGAAGAUCGUGUGAUAACUUACGGCUAUGACCAUAUAAAUGAGUAUAUAGAGAAUGUGGAUAAGAUUAUAUAUCGUUCGGACAAUAUUGAACACGUUGUGGUGUUUGGGUUAUCAGAUUUAUCAGAGACACCAACUUUAAACUUUGAGGACCACACACCAGAAGACUCUGAGGAGUUUAAUCAUCCCUUCAACUUCGUUAGGCUUUCAGAAGACAAUAAUAAGAUUUACGAUUGGGAUCUUAUUAAGGACUACUGCUUAUUACUUCAGCUGGUAUUAAACGCUAUAAAACUGCGUCAAAAUAACCUAAACACUAAUUCGCAGUGUGGUUGUGACUUAUUACCUAAGUUAUUUUUAAUUGAAAGGCUUCCCCCAGACUGUGAUUCCGCCAUUAAAUUCACCAAAUUCAUCUCCGAUCGCUUCAGUCGCACUUACUUUAUUCAUUAAUUUUUUAUUCCCAA